Messenger RNA from Laetiporus sulphureus 93-53, 2945 nucleotides. Its product is annotated as cysteine proteinase. Gene Ontology annotation, biological process: protein deubiquitination. Gene Ontology annotation, cellular component: cytosol; nucleus. The transcript has 7 exons. The coding region runs from base 266 to 2905 and encodes 879 amino acids. The record is from RefSeq and is a predicted model, not a curated record. Gene Ontology annotation, molecular function: cysteine-type endopeptidase activity; cysteine-type deubiquitinase activity. NCBI's taxonomy places the organism in Eukaryota, Fungi, Basidiomycota, Agaricomycetes, Polyporales, Laetiporaceae.
UCUCCCGCCCAUCGCACCUCAACGCUCUCCGACAGGACACUCUGCAUCGUCAAGAACAGUGCCUGCGAGCUCGCUUACAAGUUCUCGUUUUGUGCUUGCCUCGACAAAGUCUACUUAGACUAGGAAGACGCCCUCUCGGGAUAUUCGAUCUCAUACCAGUGGGGCAGCACUAGCUGAUGAUACCAUUGCGUUACCGGUUCAUGCCUCCUGCAAUUUUUUCCUUGGCCAAUUAAAAUCAGAGGCAGAAGCACGUCUCACUGCAAAAAUGGCAAGCCCAAACUCUCCCUAUCCUAUCCCGGGGCCCUCUACCUACUAUCAUACCCCUCCUCCGCCUCAGCACCAGUACGGUCAUGCUCCGGGUCCCGCAUCUCUCUAUCCGUACAUGCCGCCAAUCAAUGGGCAUGUUCCAUUACACCAGCCCACCUCCCCGAGGAUAAGCCCCACAAGUAGAGGACGAUAUAAUACUGGCAGGGGAGGAGGUAUCCAUGGCUAUCAGCACUACCAGCACCUGCCACCAACGUAUGGCAUUCCUCCCACUAACAUGCAAUCGCCGCCAGUUUCGCCAGUGAGCCCAUUCACGCAACCCCAGAAAUAUACCCCGCACGUGCCACAGAUCCCGUAUUCACCACCCUAUGCCCAUCAGACCAACGGGUCGUAUCCUCCUGCAUGGUCCGCACAGCCGCUGUCGCCAUUGCCAAAACAAUUAUCGAUGCUGCCACCCACGGCACCAUCGCAAUCCGCUCAAUUUUCCCAUCCCUCUCAGCCUCAGGUUCAAUCUUUUCCAUCUGCUUCGUUGUCCGAGACGAUAGCUCAGCCAUCACCGGCUCUGUCGCAUCCGUCAUCGCCCAAACCUGAGUGUCCCCCAGCUACAGUAGUCAAUCAAGAUACUGUGCCUCAGGAUAACGUUUUUCAUGAUAUAGCGUCGACACCAGAUUCCCCGCUACCAUCUUCUCGAUCAAAUAGUGGCCAAUUUGUGGUAUGGUCACGAAGACCUCAAGACCCUUCGCAAGCACCGGGUGUGAUCAUAUCCUCUGAGGCCUUCCCGCCAGAAGAUGUUUUGCAGCAAGCGCUCGACCUGCCGACUCCUCCAGCCUCUCCCAAACUUCAAGCAACGGAGGCGUCAACACAACCCACAGAGCCUUCGUCCGAUGCUCAUCAUGUACCCGAUGAAUUCCAUGAUGAGUCUCCAGAGGCAGCUGAUGUGACUUCUUCUGUCACGGAGACGUCCACGUCCUCAACAAUGGGAGAGACGCCUAUGCCGGGCUCCCCAGCAUCCUCGCAUACUUCUAUGUCGAUGCAGGCUGCAUCUCCCUCUGUAGACAAUGCUUCGAAGGUCUCACCUUCGUCGCAGGUUGAGACGCAGCUAAUCUCAACAACGCCGUCGACUGCUGAAGGUGCCCCAACUCCUACCACGGAGUCUACAACCUCAGUCACACCCGCGGCUCCUAGCGCAGACUUGCAGCCGGCGUCUGUUUCUUCGCCUACAACGUCACAAAAGGCUCCCCUCAAGAAGUCGUGGGCCUCCCUGCUUCAAUCGACCGAUGCCGCAGCAUCCUCGUCAAAGACUAGCCUCCCAGUCUCUUCCGUGGUAGGCAUCUCCAUUCCAGCAUCGGCACUGUCGAGUUUGUCAGCAAGCACCACGGUUGGCGCUGUCGUUCCCGCCCAACAGCGCAGCGAACUCUUACAUAUAUUAAAUAAGGGGCCAAGCACAGCCAAUGUCCCGCUGAAGAUCCAGCCUCGUGGUCUAAUCAAUACGGGCAAUACGUGCUUUGCUAACGCUGUCCUUCAAAUAUUGGUGUACUGCCAACCGUUCAACAAGCUCUUCACGGACUUGUCCAAGUAUCUCACCGGUCCUGUUGUGGGCUCUCAAAAGGAGGGGACGAAGGCUACACCCUUGAUUGAUGCCAUCGUCCGGUUCAUGAAGGAGUUCGUUCCUGAAACUAGCUCCGAUGCGAAAGCGAAGGGUAAGGAACGGGAGGAUGAUUUCUAUGAGCCGGAGUCCUUCAUUCCUUCAUAUGUUUAUGAUGCGAUGAAGGAGAAGAAACGCUUCGCGAGCAUGAUUGGUGGACACCAAGAAGACGCGGAAGAGUUCUUGGGAUUCUUCCUGGACACUCUCGAGGAAGAGCUCUUGUUGCUAUCCGACUCAUUAUCCCCAAAACGUCCCAAAACGAACGAGCCGGCCGAACAAGAACCCUCUCCAGAUGAAGGCUGGUACGAAGUUGGCAAGAAGAACAGGCCGGUGAUGACACGAAUGGUCAAGUCGACGGAGUCUCCGAUAACGAGGAUCUUCGGCGGUAAAUUCCGGACGACACUGCGGGCCCCUCAUCAGAAGGACUCUGCUACCGUCGAGGACUGGCGCUCGCUCCGUCUUGAUAUACAGCGGGAGCAAGUACACACCAUCAAGGAUGCGCUGCAGCACAUCUCUCAUCCCCAACCUGUGCAGAUCAGCCAGUCCACGCGACCUGGUGUCGUAGUCGAGGCUACGCAGCAGGCACUCGUCGAAGCCCUCCCUCCGGUGCUUGUGCUCCAUUUGAAGAGGUUCUUGUAUGAUACCAAUGUGGGUGACGUCGUCAAGAUCGGGAAACAGAUAUCGUACGGUCCGGAGUUGGAGAUCAGCCCAGAUCUGCUGACUCCCGCAAAACGGACGCCACAUCCCGCGAAGUACCAGUUGUUCGGAGUGUUAUAUCAUCAUGGGCAAUCGGCGUCCGGGGGGCAUUACACCCUUGACGUUCUACAUCCAAACCGGGAUCUGAGCGACAGGCCGCGGCCGGCUUGGAUACGGAUAGACGACGAGCUUGUUUCCGAUGUUCGACCUGAGGAUGUAUUUGGUGGAAUGGAACGGGACGAUCGAUGUGCAUAUUUGUUGUUUUACCGUAGAUUAGCUGGCUGGGGAGCCCGGCCGUGAUUUUAUCAAUGCACUGUUGAGGCUGCUUUCAGUGCUCUCC